This is a messenger RNA of Cucurbita pepo subsp. pepo (vegetable marrow), 2591 nucleotides long. Its product is annotated as putative inactive receptor kinase At2g26730. The record is from RefSeq and is a predicted model, not a curated record. Gene Ontology annotation, biological process: protein phosphorylation. NCBI's taxonomy places the organism in Eukaryota, Viridiplantae, Streptophyta, Magnoliopsida, Cucurbitales, Cucurbitaceae. Gene Ontology annotation, molecular function: protein binding; protein kinase activity; ATP binding.
AUUGUUGUUAGUGUGAGUAAGAUAGAGAGUUUAAGGGUUAAUAAUAAUGUGAUGGAAGAGAUGAAUGUAAGGAACAUAGGGAGGAGGCGUGCAGCGGUGUUGUUGUAGCUCUGGUCAGGAUCCGCCCUUUUCGCCUUUUACUCAAAUCUCCUCUCUUUCUCUCUGUUUCUCUCUGUUUCUCUCUGUUUCUUUAACGGCUCAUCGCCGGCGCCGGAAUCCUGGAUUUGUCUCACGACCGGUCUCAUAUACAAGACAAAACAAAACAAUCUCUCCCCACCCUUGGUUUUUUCUUCUCCUCCUCCUUCAUUUGUCUACUUCCACUCUGUUCUUAUGGCUCAAGUUUUUUACUUUCCCCCCUGUCUCCCAUGUUUCCUGAUUUCCCUUCUUUUUCUUCUUCAUUCUGUUCAAUCUGAGCCCUCCGCCGACAAGGAAGCUCUUCUUGAUUUCUUCAAUAAAGUCCCUCAUGGCCCUCGUCUUCAAUGGAAUGCUUCCGCCUCUGCCUGUACUUGGGUUGGAGUUGUCUGUGAUGCUACUCAGUCCUUUGUUUUUGCUCUCCGGUUACCUGCUGUUGGGCUUCUUGGUCCGAUUCCGGCUGGAACUCUCGGUCGGUUGAAUCGUCUUCGAGUUCUUAGUCUCCGGUCGAAUGGGAUCUCUGGGGGUUUGCCGGCGGAUUUUUCUAAUUUGACGUUUCUUCGAAGUCUUUUUCUCCAAGACAACGAGCUUUCCGGCGAUUUUCCAGUGAGUGUGACUCAGUUGAUUCGGUUGACUCGUCUCGACCUCUCGUCGAACAAUUUCUCUGGUUCGAUUCCGUUUUCGGUGAAUAAUCUGACCCAGUUGACUGGGCUUUUCUUGGAGAAUAAUGGGUUUUCGGGUUCUCUGCCGAGUAUUCCGGCGAUUACUCUAACGCACUUCAAUGUAUCGAAUAAUAAGCUCAAUGGAUCCAUUCCCGAAACGCUAGCGAAAUUUUCUGCUUCAUCUUUUGCUGGGAAUUUAGCUCUCUGCGGUGGUCCAUUGCCGUCGUGCAACCCGUUUUUUCCAUCCCCUGCUCCAUCGCCGACGUCCGCCUUGAAACCCCCACAAUUUCCCGUCGAGAAGAAAUCGAGAAAGCUUUCAAUCGCCGCCAUUGUCGGAAUUGUCGUUGGCGCUGCUUUUGUCGCGUUUCUAUUGCUGUUUCUUCUCCUAUUUUGCCUUCGAAAGCGCGAGAGGAGGCAACCAGCGAAGCCACCGACUACAGUGGUUGCUGCUCGAUCUGUGCCGGCGGAGGCCGGGACAUCGUCUUCGAAAGACGACAUCACCGGCGGAUCAGUGGAGACAGAGAAAAACAAAUUAGUGUUCUUCGAGGGUGGGAUUUACAGCUUCGACUUGGAGGACUUGUUGAGAGCUUCGGCGGAGGUUUUAGGAAAAGGAAGUGUCGGAACGUCGUACAAGGCGGUGCUGGAAGAAGGGACCACCGUAGUGGUGAAGAGAUUGAAAGAUGUGGUGGUAACGAAGAAGGAAUUCGAGACGCAAAUGGAGGCUGUGGGAAACAUUAACCAUGAAAAUGUGGUUCCUCUCAGAGCUUUCUACUUCUCCAGAGAUGAGAAAUUGCUUGUUUCCGAUUACAUGGCCGCCGGCAGCCUUUCCUCCUCCCUUCACGGAAGCAGAGGAUCCGGCCGUACGCCGCUUGACUGGGACAACCGGAUGAAAAUCGCAUUAAGCGCGGCAAGAGGAUUGGCUCACCUCCACGUGUCAGGAAAACUCAUCCACGGCAACAUUAAAUCGUCGAACAUUCUCCUCCGUCCCAACCACGAUGCCGCCGUUUCAGACUUCGGCCUUAACCCUCUCUUUGGCACCUUAACGCCACCCAAUCGGAUUGCUGGUUACCGCGCGCCGGAGGUUGUCGAAACCCGUAAGGUCACGUUCAAGUCCGACGUGUACAGUUUUGGCGUUUUGCUGUUGGAACUUCUCACCGGGAAAUCGCCAAAUCAAUCGUCGUUGGGCGAAGAAGGGAUUGAUCUUCCGCGGUGGGUCCAAUCGGUGGUUCGAGAGGAAUGGACGGCGGAGGUUUUUGAUGUGGAAUUGAUGAGACACCACAAUAUCGAAGAAGAGAUGGUUCAGCUUUUACAAAUUGCCAUGUCCUGCGUCGCCGCCAUGCCGGACCAGCGCCCGUCGAUUCAAGAAGUGGUUCGUAUGAUUGAGGAUCUAAACCGCGUUGAGACCGACGAUGGCUUACGCCAGUCAUCCGAUGACCCAUCUAAAGGGUCGGAGGGCCACACCCCGCCGUUGGAGUCCAGAACCACCCCUCCCGGAGCCGGUGUACCACCGUAGAAAUUACCUUUACGUCCUCUUCUUAAAGCCGUAAAUCAGCAUGGUUCGUAAAUAAGCGGUUAAAGUGCGCGGGGCAAAACGGGUCGUCGGCGGAGGUGGCAAGGCAAUGCUCCGUUCUGGGUAGUUUUGGAAUUUCCUGUCAGUUAAUUUGAAUAUUUAUUGGGUGAUUGAAUUGACCAUAUAUGAUUAAUUCUCACAUUUUUCUAGUCUUUUACUAUUUAUUAUUUAUUUUUAAAAAAUGUAUUUCGUACCGUAUUGACAGAAAAUCAUAGAUUUUGUGAAAA